Messenger RNA from Sphaeroforma arctica JP610, 3018 nucleotides. RefSeq lists its product as hypothetical. Bases 1 to 3018 code for a protein of 1005 amino acids. Gene Ontology annotation, molecular function: DNA-binding transcription factor activity; sequence-specific DNA binding. The transcript has 3 exons. Lineage: Eukaryota; Ichthyosporea; Ichthyophonida. Gene Ontology annotation, biological process: regulation of DNA-templated transcription. The record is from RefSeq and is a predicted model, not a curated record.
AUGGGUGCAACGGGCACGUUAGCUGCCGAUGGCAAGUCGGCGAAGGCUCUGGCUCAGCCUACGCCAUUCCUACGUAAGCUGUACCAUAUGGUGGACGAUGCGAAUUCAAACAACUGCAUAGGCUGGAACGAUCAGGGCGAUGGGUUCAAUCUAGUCAAUGCUGAGUCGUUCGCUAAGGACAUACUGCCACACUACUUCAAGCACAAUAACUUUGCAACGUUUGUGCGGCAAUUGAACAUGUAUGACUUCAGCAAGGUCAUGGCUCCGCAGAAGGGCAUUGUGCAGCCGGGAGAGUUUCAUGCAUGGCGCUUUACACAUCCCAGCUUCAGACGCGGGCACCCUGAGUUGCUAGUCAACAUACACAGAAAGACCCACUCCACCACGGCCAAUAAGGUGAAAGUGGAAUCAAGUGUGGAUGUCGAUGAGCUUGCUAAACAGUUUCAACAAAUAAGAACCGAAAAUGAACAGAUGAAGAAAGAAGUGGCACAGCUUAAGCAGGAGACCUCCGAUCUACGGAGUCAGAACCAGGCACUGAUGUCCUCAUCUAUUAUGAGCAUCUCUAAGUCACAUGAGGUACAUUCGUCCAUUGAAAAGAUUCUGAAGUUCUUGGCAAGUGUGUAUUCCCAUGAUUUCAUUCGCCAACAGCUGGAGAGCCAACCCAAUCAGAGCAAUACAAUCAUGCAGAUGUUCCAGACGGCUACGCAACAACACGGCACAUACACACAAGCGCAAGCACACGCACAUAACAACAGCAACGUGACUGCGUAUGACGAGGACACGCCCCUGUUUGGGAUGAGCAAUUCUUUGGUACCCUUUGCCAUUGAGUCGGCGCCCAAUGAUGUGGAGAUGUCCAUUGAAGGCGAUGGCAACGACCGCUUCAUCUCGGCCGACAGCACCCCUGCAGUACAACCACGGUCAACCACUAGCCACAGACUACGCACAAGCACACAGCCAGAAGUGCACAUGCUGUCCAACACCAGCAGCUUAAGCGAUACCAACAGCAUCGAUGGCGAUCGCAUAGGUAUGUCCUCGGGCACGGGAAUGAAACAGGCGAACCAGACACGUAAAAGUGCUGGGCUGAAGGCGAAAGCGAGCCCAAGCACAAAAGGGAAGAAAAUCACUAGGCAGAAAAGCAACACGGCUGCAAAUACAGAUACAAGCUCGCUGACGGCGGACCGUAACAAUCAAUUGGUGCUCGCAUACAGCCACCCCCACUUAGACCUGAUUCGCCAGACACAGCAACAUCUGCAGCAGCAGCAGAUGGAGAUAGACCGACAGAGGAUCCAACUGCAACUGAGCAUGCAGCAAUCAGCCUCGAACCAACAAAAACCGUUCGCGGCAGGGCAGGGCAAGGGCGGCACACACGCCAUGGGUGACCUCUACACGAAGCAGGACUCGGGGCUGAAUAGGCUAUCCAAUGACCUCGACAUCAUAUACGCACAGACAGACACAUUCAAUAGGAACUCCGCCGGUGGUCUGGCGGCUGUCAAUUCAUCGUUGGGCGCGAAUGCACCAGGCAGUGUAGGUAACGAUCCCGUCAUGUACAGUGUGUCCAGUCCCCCUGAGGACAACACUGCGACGGCAGACAGGAACAGCAUUGGGGUUCAACGACUUAACAGUGGCAAUGACGUUAGCGAACGGCGUAGCAGUACCAUGAGCAUGGGCGUCAACGAAGCACCGGAGAGUACCAACAGCCUAGGCAUAGGUGGUAACCAGUCAGUCGCCGCAGGUGGGUUGAAUAAGGACACGAGCACCUUGGAUAGGUCCGGGUCUACGUUAUCGGGUGGCCUGGGUGGGAAUGGCUUGGGCAUGGGCAUGGCGACACCCCAGUGGCAGACUGCCCCCAAUGCGAAUACUGACAACCUUAUGAAUACAAAUGUCAAUACAAACUUCGGUAAGCAACCGCAAGGCGUACAGCUGACUCAACAACAGCAAAUGCAACGGCAAUACCUGAGGAACAUGCAGCAACAACAGCAACUGCAACAGAUGAAGGCGCAACAACAGACUCAGCAACUGCGACAGCCGCAAUCACAGCAAACCCUACAAACCCUACAAGCACAACAGAAGAUACAACAGCAGCAGCAGCUGCAGUUACUGCAGCAGCAACAGCAGCACAAUCAACACCUGCUACAGCAAGCCAGGCAGGGCGACGCCAAGACCCAGGGCAACGAAGCGGCGUACGGGACGUCUAUGCUGCCACAGAAUGAACAGACACAGGCUGCACGACCCACGUCUGCACACUACAGUGGCGUACAACCGGUAGUCACAACACCACCGCAGUUGAAUGAAACAGGGCUGGCUCAGUUGGCUGCCGGUGGAAAGGAUGGCGAGUUUAUAUACUCGCCUCUGCCGCCUUUGAUGGGGGACGGCGACGCCCAGAUGAACCCGCUGUUGAGCCAAAUCGAUGGGAAUGGGGGGCUUGACAUGGGGUCUAAUAUAGAUAGCACGUUCGACAUGGACGAGUACGAGAAUAUGUUUAAUAUGGCGGAUAGUAUAGACCUGUCCAGCAUCCCAGAUUUGACUGGUGCUACCACACAACAGCAACUGGCAACGCUCAACCCCAAUGCGAACCCGAAUAUGAUCAACAACACGAGUACAAACCCGUAUGCUGGUUCUGAUGGACUUCUAAGCUCAAGUCCGUCUACAAUUUACAGUACCAAUGGCAAUACCAAUAACAACAUCAACCCGCACACGGAUGCACUGACACGCACGAGCACCGGGAGUAGUGUCGAUAUGAGAACCUUCUCGGUGCCUUCUCUGAAUACGCCGCUGGAGUUGGGUCAGACAAACGCUUCCAUUAGCCCCGCCGCUGGUACGGGCCUGAAUGUAGACAACGCUGGUCAUAUUCCGAUCCCACGAGCGAGGGCUGGGUCAGUCAAGUCACCCCGUUUGUCGUUACAUAGCAUACGAUCGCCUACGGCUGAGGCGCUUGAGAUGGAGUCAGACACGAAGAGCGACGACGACGAUGACUUGGAGGGUAUGUCACACCAACGCAAACGGAAACGAGGCGUGCAGUGA